Molecule: messenger RNA, 2504 nt
Organism: Nicotiana attenuata
Lineage: Eukaryota; Viridiplantae; Streptophyta; Magnoliopsida; Solanales; Solanaceae
Product: probable auxin efflux carrier component 1b
Exons: 6
Coding region: 400-2175 (591 amino acids)
Biological process (GO): auxin export across the plasma membrane; auxin polar transport
Cellular component (GO): plasma membrane; endoplasmic reticulum
Molecular function (GO): auxin efflux transmembrane transporter activity
Source: RefSeq, a predicted model, not a curated record
UUCCCAUACACAUAUCACAUCAAACAUAAAUUCUGUCUUCUCCCACAAAAACCUCGUCCUUCCUCCUCUCCCUUUUCCUCUUUGUUUUCUUUUCCACAUUUUCCUCUUUUUUCACGUUGCUCUAUUAACUACUACUACUACUUCAUUCUUUAGCUUUUCACCAUGAUAAAAUGAACUGUCUUUAGCUCCUACACCUUUUCUUCUGCUAUAUUUCACUUGGUUCAUAGGCUCACUCUGUUUUGGUUAAUCUUGAAAAUCAGUUUCUUGAAAGAAAAAACAUGUUUUUUCUUUCUUUUUCUUUCAUGAGUGUAAACCCCAUCUGAUUUUUGUACUCAAAACCAUAUUCUGAUCUGGGUUUCUUCUUUUCAUUUAAGUGUAGGAAAAAAAAAAAAGAAAAACAUGAUUUCACUGUCAGACCUUUACCAUGUUCUCACAGCUGUAGUACCACUGUAUGUAGCCAUGAUAUUGGCUUAUGGUUCAGUAAAAUGGUGGAAAAUUUUCAGCCCAGAUCAAUGUUCAGGAAUCAACAGAUUUGUGGCUCUUUUUGCAGUUCCAUUGCUAUCUUUUCACUUCAUUGCAUCCAACAAUCCUUAUGCCAUGAACUAUAAGUUCAUAGCUGCUGACACUUUGCAAAAAGUCAUAGUUCUUGUUGUUUUAGCCAUUUGGUCAAGAAUUAGCUCAAGGGGGUCCCUUGAAUGGUCCAUUACUUUGUUUUCUCUUUCCACUUUACCAAACACUUUAGUUAUGGGCAUCCCUUUGUUAAAGGGUAUGUAUGGUGAAGCUUCAGGAAGUUUAAUGGUUCAAAUUGUUGUGCUUCAGUGUAUCAUUUGGUAUACUUUGAUGCUUUUCUUGUUUGAGUAUAGAGGUGCAAGAAUGCUUAUUGCUGAGCAAUUUCCUGACACUGCAGGGGAUAUUGUUUCCUUUAAAAUUGACUCUGAUGUUAUGUCAUUAGAUGGGAAAGAACCAUUAGAAACUCAAGCUGAAGUUGGUGAAGAUGGUAAACUUCAUGUAACUGUGAGAAAAUCCUGUAGUUCAAGGUCUGAAGUUUUUUCAAGAAUGUCACAUGGACUUAACACUGGUGUUUCAUUAACCCCUAGACCAUCAAACUUGUCCAAUGCUGAGAUUUACUCUUUACAAUCUUCAAGAAAUCCAACCCCUAGAGGUUCAAGCUUUAACCACACUGAUUUGUACUCAAUGGUGAAUGGGAAAAGUGCAAAUAUGAGUCCUAGGACAUCAAAUUUUGGCAACAUGGGAUUUGAUGAGGAGAAUGGAUUUGGUGGGAGGGCAAAUGGGGUUUAUGGACAGGGUAAUGUAGGGUACCCUGCACCUGCUAAUGCUGGAAUUUUUUCACCUGCUACUGGACCAGGGGCCAAGAAAAAAGCUAAUGGAACUGAAGGUGGUAAAGAUCUUCAUAUGUUUGUUUGGAGUUCAAAUGCUUCACCAGCUUCUGAAGGUGGAAUUCAUGUGUUCAGAGGAGGAGAAUAUGGUAAUGAGCUUGGUGUUGGAGCUCACCCAAAAGAUUACGAUGAUUUUGGCCGAGAAGAGUUCACUUCCGGUAAUAAGAACCCUAAUGGAUGUGAUCGAGAAGGACCGGUGCUAAAAAAGCUAGGCUCAAGCUCUACGGUUGAGCUGUUUCCCAAGACUGCUAAUGAAACUAAGGCUACUGCUAUGCCUCCUGCUAGUGUUAUGACCAGACUUAUUUUGAUUAUGGUCUGGCGAAAACUUGUUAGGAACCCAAAUACUUAUUCCAGUCUCAUUGGCCUCACUUGGUCCUUGGUCUCAUUCAGGUGGAAUGUUGAGAUGCCUGUGAUUAUAGCCAAAUCAAUAUCUAUUCUCUCUGAUGCUGGUCUUGGAAUGGCAAUGUUUAGUCUUGGUUUGUUCAUGGCGUUGCAGCCUAGAAUGAUUGCCUGUGGAAAAACAAUUGCUUCCUUCUCUAUGGCAGUGAGAUUCAUCACUGGUCCAGCAGUCAUGGCCGCAGCCUCCAUCGCUGUUGGACUUCGAGGUGUUCUUUUGCACAUUGCAAUAGUUCAGGCAGCUCUACCUCAAGGGAUUGUUCCUUUUGUCUUUGCAAAAGAAUACAAUGUUCAUCCCGAUAUACUGAGCACAGGGGUUAUAUUUGGGAUGUUAAUAGCCCUUCCAAUCACUCUGGUCUACUACAUUUUGCUGGGGCUUUGAAGCUGAAGACAGUAAUGUUACAGAAGCUAUUAAAUCUCAAAAGAAAUGACAUUUUUAAUUUUUGCCACUGCUUUUUAUGGCUUCUAACAAAAUGAGCUCUCACUUCUCAGUAACCUAGUAGAGAUAAAAAGAUGAUAGCAGAAAGGGAAGGCAACAAGAGAGAGAAAUUGAUGAUUAGAAUUAUUUUGUUGUCUCUUUAUCCCUUCUAUAUUUUUUAUUAGAAUUAAUUUGUUGUCUCUUUAUCCCUUGUAUUUUUGAACCUAGUGAUGUACAAUGUUAUUUAACUCUUGCUUUUCAUGAAGUAAGUGAAAGCUCAUUUCUCCAUUUGA